AUGGGAGGGAUCAGGAAUUCUGGGGUUGACAUCACCAUCCAGCUGAGCAAGGGGCCGGAAGAAAAGUUGUUUACAGGCUGCCAAAGUGAGGCUGGGAAUGAAAUGACAAUGUGGCCAUUUCGGGGCCUGGAGGUGAACCGAGCCCCAUGUGACCUGAGCUUCAUGGAGGCCAUCAAUCAGCGCAUGCAGGUGCCCAACAGGCUGAAGAUGGCGGAUGAGUCCAACCUACUGGAUGAGGAGAGAAAAACUGAGGAGCUUCGCCCUUCCUUCCGGAUGCACAUCCCUGAUAGGCUGUCGCUGGCAGAGAUGAUGGAUGAUAGUCGAAGGCCUCUCCUUUUGGACCAGCUAAGGCAGCACCCCUCUAUUGUGCAUACGCUUCAGGACCCCUCCACCCAGCCCGCAGGAUUUGGGGAGCUCCUGUUUCUGGACACCACAGCCCAAUCAGGCACCCAGAAACGCAAACGAUCGACCCACCAUGGCAGACUGCGGAAGGAGAGAACUCCGAGCGAGACUCCCCAGAUCGCCUUGCGUAGCAUGAGCCGGAAGCCUGACCGGCCAGGCAUAAGCCCACUACCCAGCCCCCCAUUCCCCCAGGAUGCCAGGAUCUACUCUCCACAGAACAUUUUCCAGAUGGUGUACUUCCUGGGUCACCUACUCUUCCACCGUGUUAAGAAGUCUGCCCGAGACCAAGCGCAGCCCAGCUCCCAGGACACAGGGCCAGCCUCAGAAAGCUCCCUGGAGGAGAUCGGCGUGACUGACAUUAUAGCCAUGAGGAAACAGUUGAACAAGAUUUCGGGGAGGCUGCGGACUCUGGAGGAGCAAUGUACUGGCUGGCGUCAGAAGGAGCUUCUGGUCUACUCUAUGUUAGUCUCUGCAUGUCUCAUCAACACCUGGCUUUGGCUAAGGAGAUAAAGAGCCCUACCUAUCCCAGGAGAGACAGCUUGUGUGUGUGAGAUGGGGAAUCCUCACUAGAGCACUUAUGAACAGUAAACUCAGUGUGCUUCUUAAAGUGACUGGCCCUCUUCUUCUAGUGUAGAUUCCCUGCAGAUCUGAGACCUUUGGCCCCCGUUGAAGUGAAGAUGAACAGACGGUGAUGUACCUGCAAUGCUGGAGGAAAUGGGGUGGGGGGAGGAGUGAGAACUGCAGGGCUGGGUUCUCUUGCCUCUGCAGCCAGUGACUAUGAGGAGAUGUUUGGGAGGGGUGAAGAAGGCUUGCUUAUAAACAAUGAAUUUUGGUCUGUGUCCUGCAGCCAUGUUGCUUUGGGCUGUGGCUCUAUCAGAUUGCUACUGCUCUAUAAAUAUUAACUAUGGUGUUGUAAGCUGGGUUGGGUCAGUACCUGGAUGGGAAGCCUCCAGAGAUAUCCCAGGUAUUGCGAGUAGUAGCCUUGGUCGUUCAGUAGGUGGUCCUCUAUUUCCUUGUGAUCUGAACUGGCACCCCAGCCCGCUGUUAGGGGAUGCUAGGCUGCUAUUGGUGCCAUCUUUCAGAGGAGAGACAAAACUGACAUUCCGGGCACCUGUGGCCAUCAGAAAUUCACUGCAUUUUGGACAUAGUCAGCCCUGGUCUUCUGGCUAAAUUCCAGCCAGAUAACUAAACUUUGACUCCUUAAGAUUCCCCUGCAGUUUUAUUUAGGCCCUUCUACAUCUCCUGCCCUAAAUUUGUGUUGGAUGGCUGUGCACUUUUAAAUGGUUACUAUGUCUCAUCUCUGGGGAAGGCUGCAUUAUUUGUGGUGGGUGAAGCAAUCCAUAUUUAUUUAGCUUGUAAGACAUAGUGGUAUCCUUGAGGCUGCCAGGGGAUCUGUAAGACCAUUGUCAGUGUUUAGGUGCCUGGACGAUGACUUUGGUAUUUGGGUGUAAAGGGGGGAUAAAUGGGAUCUCCUGCUCAGCACAGAUCAGCUGGAUAAUAGAAUGGUUUAUCAACUCUUGUAGCACCAUGCAUUCCAGGUGCUGGGCUGGGAUAGAAAAGAAUUGUUCAGGCUCUGUGCUGUGGUAACUGAUGUGGAGCUGUUGUCAGUAAGACAUACUGAGCAACGGAAGUGGCCCUAAGAUGCUGACCAGGACAAUUCUUGGCUCAUUAUUGGCUAAAAAACUGUCAUGUGGUGAGUCUGGAAACUGCAGCCAUCUACCUUCUUGGAUCUCAGCAAUCUUCUCUUCUGGAACAAUGGUAACCAUUCGGCUCACGUAUGCAAAUCACUUGCUUAGCUCACUUGUAACCAACCAUGUUUUUUUGCAGAGGCAUCUAACUUCACCCCUCAUUUCGAAUGGUGGCUGUAUGCAGCGAUAUUUAUAUAGCGCCAGCAUGAUAAGCACUUUACAGACCUGUAGGAAGACAAGAACCUGCCCCAGAGGGCUUGCAGUCGAAACAGACAAGGUACAAAUCCAAGAAAUGGGAUGGAUGGUAUGUAGCAGGAAACAAUUGAACUGAAUGGUGCAUUUUAGUGUGUGCACUUAUAUCGUAUACUCUCACAGCAAUUCAUGGUUGUAGUGGGGGACACUUCCAGUUAGAGGGGGGUGUGUGUGUGUGUGUGUGUGUGUGUGUGUAAUCAUUACAUACACCUACAUUUUGGGCCAGAAUUUUAGCCAAGUUGUAAGCAGGCCUCUCUUAUUCCAUCUAUAAAUAAACAUGGAUGCAGUUUAGGUCAUUUAGAUAUGUAAGUACCUGAUUUACUGGCACAAGUAUGUAGAGGUUUAAAUGACUUACAUAGCCAGGGCACCUAAAUAAUCGACCCAUAAAUAAUUGUGGGUGCAGACUGUGCCUCAGGACUGACCUGAGAACAUCAAGAUUUAUUACAGCAGAAGCUGAGAUCUGCUAAUUGUUCAGCUGUCUCAUCACAAAAUGAUGGUGAGUGCCUGGGGUGGGAUGGCUGUCUGCCUACAGGUGCUUCCUGCAUCUCAAGGUUAAGGGACAUGGGUGAGGGAGUAUAGCAGGGAUCUUCUAGUGCUUUUGUCUGGGUUAUUCUAGGGUGAUUAGAUUUUUAGUCUGCAGGGCUGUCACUCCAGUUUCUCUCAUUUCUUUUUGGGUGGGGCCCCCAAAGGGGACCACCCAUUCCAACAGGGAUCAGAUGGGCCUGCUCUUCUCACUGUAUCACUCCAGUUGCAUGUAAUGUCAAGAAAGAAUCUGCUACUAUUUUGCUGGAAGUGUGUGUACUCUUGUGGUGGUCCCCACCCCUGAGAAGAGGAGAUGUUUGCGGUGGGAAGCCGUGCUUCCCAAUCCAGGCUAGAGACUGAUCCUGUGGGGCGUCCAGUGCCCUCCCACUCUUUGAAAUCAUUUGGAGCAGGGGUCACUCAGCAACUUGCAGGAUCAGGCUCGUUAUGUCUACUCAGAGGGCAAUUGGUGAGCAGCUACCAGGGGUGAAAUAUGGAUUUAUUUUGUAUAAGGCAAAUGUCCUGCUGAUCGUAUGUGUGUAUAAAUCUGGAAAUAUCAAUCAAUAAAAUGCAUUUUUAAACAAA
Messenger RNA from Trachemys scripta elegans, 3446 nucleotides. RefSeq names its product mitochondrial fission factor homolog A-like. Gene Ontology annotation, biological process: positive regulation of mitochondrial fission. The record is from RefSeq and is a predicted model, not a curated record. Gene Ontology annotation, cellular component: mitochondrial outer membrane; peroxisome. Lineage: Eukaryota; Metazoa; Chordata; Testudines; Emydidae.